This is a messenger RNA of Lucilia sericata (common green bottle fly), 2499 nucleotides long. RefSeq lists its product as uncharacterized. The transcript is spliced from 5 exons. Lineage: Eukaryota; Metazoa; Arthropoda; Insecta; Diptera; Calliphoridae. The coding region runs from base 1 to 2499 and encodes 832 amino acids. The record is from RefSeq and is a predicted model, not a curated record.
AUGUGCGAUGAAGAUCACAGUUUGAGAACUUGUUCGCAAUUUCGUAAGCUUUUAAUUCAAGAAAGAGUUGAUUUCAUUUUGAAGAAUAAGUUUUGUAACAAUUGUUUGUCACAAUCUCACACGAAAAAGAAUUGUAUAAGCAAAAAUUCUUGUUUAAAUUGUGGUAAAAAACACCACACAUUACUUUACAUGCGUUCUUUUAAUCCUCCUCGAAAUAGCUCAAAUCAAAAAACGACAAAUUCUAGAUCCGUUGAGUCAAAUGAAUCUGAAAGGGGUCCAACAACUUCAAAUGCUCACAAAACUUUCCAAGUUAAUGCGAAUUAUGCCAUGAGUGAUACUAGAGUCUUAAGAUCAUACUGCGAAAUAAUAGGAGUUGGCGGUCAAACUCAAGUUUCAGAAAAGGAAUGUGAUUUAGUUUUGGUCUCGCACAAAUCCAAUUUUCGUUUACCCGUAACUGCUAUCGUUUUACCUAAAGUCACGAAUAAGAUUCCCUCGGUUUCCUUUGAACUCCCUAACCAAAUUGAGCUUUCUGGUAUUGACUUAGCUGAUCGAAAUUUUAAUAUAUCUUCCUUGAUCGAUUUCAUCCUCGGAAAUGACAGUGAGCGUUACAUAAAUCUUGAUGGCAUUAAACGAGAUGUAUGUGGCUCUGCUUCUGCAUAUAGAACGGUUUUCGGAUGGGUACUUAGUGGCCCCGUGAAGACUCAGCCAAUAUACUCGUUUUCAACAUGCGUUGGUUCCACUGAAGACUUUACCUUGGAUGAAAUAGUUCGAAAGUUUUGGGAGCAGGAAGAAAUUCCAUCAUCCCGGCCAGCUUCCUCAGAGGAUGAAUAUUGUGAAAAAUUUUAUCAACAAACCACAACACGCUUACCAAAUGGACGAUAUAUGGUCAGAUUACCAUUUCGACAGGAGUUCCCGGAAUCAAGGUUUCUUGGCCCAUCAAGAUUUAUCGCUCUUAGUCAAUAUGUUCGGAUGGAACAGAUGUUGGAAAAAGAUCCCGCGUUAAGCACUCAAUAUAACGACGUGCUCACUGAGUAUAUAACCCUCAAUCAUAUGGAAGAAACAACUUCUCGUGAGUACUUUUCGGAAAAUAAAUGUAACUCCUUUUAUCUCCCUCAUCAUGCAGUCGUAAGACCAGAAAGUAAAUCUACGAAGAUAUUAGUCAAUCCCCAAGACAGGCCGUUUCAGAGAAUACUCUUCCAAAAAUCCCCCCGGGAGGCCAUCAAGGAUUACCAGUUAAAGACUGUUACAUUUGGUAUAAAUUGUGCACCAUUUUUAGCCAUUAGGACAUUAAUCCAGUUAGCGUCUGAUUCCGAAGAUAAGUUUCCCAAAGCAGCUGAUAUAUUACGUAGAGAAACCUAUGUAGACGAUAUUCUAACUGGUGGUCAUUCUCUCGAACAGGUUAUAAAAUCCCAGAAAGACCUGGUGCAAACUCUAGAAUCAGCUGGUUUCUUAUUAAAGAAAUUAACCUCCAAUAACUCUCGUUUGUUAGCUUCUUUUCCCAAAGAAGAUCUUUAUGAUUCUGAUUUUCUCAAAUUUCAUGAUUCCAGUGCUACAAAAACUCUCGUUUCCAAAAGUAAGGUUGCUCCAUUAGCAUCUACAACUUUACCUCGGUUAGAACUUUCGGGCGCAGUCAUGCUAGCUAAAUUAGUACAAUAUACGAUAUCUUCCCUUAAUAUGGAAAAUCACGAAAUCAUUUUAUGGUGUGACUCAUCGAUUGUUUUAGGAUGGCUAGCUAAGCCACCUUCGACCUGGAAAGAAGUCUAUGUUUCUAAUCGUGUAAGCCAAAUCCAUAAACUACUGCCAAAUGCAAAAUGGCGCCAUGUUCCAACUCAUUUCAAUCCCGCUGAUCUAGCAUGCGAGAUCAAUCACCCAGAGACCCAACAGUGCACCAGUGCCGACUCUGUGACCGUUAUCACUCGCUACGGUUCUGCCGGCGUUUUUUGGCGAUGGAGUCCGCAGAGCGUUUUACGGUGGCCCAGCGAUAUGAAUACUGCCUCAACUGUUUGGCCAGAAUGCACAAUGUUUACAGUUGCGAUAGCCCCGAUACCUGCAUGUAUUGCGGUCGGCUACACCACACGCUCCUUCACCCAAGCCGUCAUCCCCGAGUCACUGCACCAGAAGGCAGUGUCCAGAAUAGACUGGGCGAACGUCAACUGGUCCGUCCAAGCCGCCGGGACUACCGCCAUCGUGCAAACCCUCAUCGCCGUCGACCUAUCAAUCAUCAACGUCACCGUACCACCAGCACACAUCAUCAACGUCAUCGCACCAUCAUCACCCACCGUCGCCGUCCCACCAACAACACCGUCAGAACCAGCCAACGCUAUCAAGUUGCCAGCCCCAGCCCUCAGCCAAGGCGCACCAACACUCGUCGCACCAACAACACCAACACUUGUCGCUCCAACAACAACAAUAACAACACGUACCAUGCCCAACCUGGUCAUCUCGGAGGCCAUUCGCUCCCUAGCAGCCGUACUAUGCGUUUCCCACACAAACAACUAA